Messenger RNA from Alternaria burnsii, 1209 nucleotides. RefSeq lists its product as uncharacterized. The record is from RefSeq and is a predicted model, not a curated record. Lineage: Eukaryota; Fungi; Ascomycota; Dothideomycetes; Pleosporales; Pleosporaceae. The transcript is spliced from 2 exons. Bases 1 to 1209 code for a protein of 402 amino acids. Gene Ontology annotation, cellular component: cytoplasm.
AUGGACGGAAACGUAUCAGACGACGAAGUACCCAGUCUCGUUCAGCCAGAGACCAACACCAAGCCCAUCCCGCAUCAGGAUGAACAUGUUCCCACCCUUGUGGCUAGCUCAGACGAUGCACCCCAGAGCAAAGUGCCCAUCACCAUCGUCACAGGAUAUCUUGGCGCGGGAAAGACGACCUUGCUCAACUACAUUUUGACUGAGCAGCAUGGCAAGAAGAUUGCCGUCAUCCUGAAUGAGUUUGGUGACUCAAUUGAUAUUGAGAAGCAGCUCACUGUUUCCGAUGCAAACUCCACAUCUGCCCAACCAGCGCCUUUUGUACCCCUAGCGAACGGCUGUAUAUGCUGUUCCGUCAAGGACAUUGGCGUAGCAGCCAUCGAGAAUCUAAUGGAGCAGUCCGGCCUAUUCGACUACAUCCUCCUCGAAACGACUGGCCUAGCAGACCCUGGAAACAUCGCACCCAUGUUCUGGCUCGACGAUGGCUUAGGGAGCAGCAUCUUCCUAGACGGUAUCGUCACACUUGUUGAUGCAAAGAAUGUCUUGAAGAGCUUAGAUGAGGGACUAGGAGAUGAAGAGAAGAUUGAAGAGAGAAAGAAGGAAGCUCAUGACGAACACGGCCCGCUAUUGACAACAGCACACUUGCAGAUUAGUCACGCAGAUGUCAUCAUCGUCAACAAGACCGACUUAGUCUCCGAGCAAGAACUACAACAAGUAACUGAGCGCAUCCGGUCUAUUAACGGACUCGCUCGCAUCAAGACAACAACUAAAAGCCAGGUUCCCCAGCUGGAAGGUUUAGUACUGGACCUUCACGCCUACGACGAAGUCACGGAUGCAGACUUGAAGUUCGCAAGCAAGGGACACAGUCACCUCGAUCCAACAAUCACCACUUCUACUAUCUCUUUUCCUGCCCUGGCACGCGACCAAGUCGACAAAUUCGAUUUGUUCCUCCGCAAUAUUUUAUGGGAGGAGACACUGCCUACUGAAGCUGACCAUAAGCCCUUUGAGAUACACCGCUUGAAGGGUCGUGUUCUAGUCAAGGACGGGAAGAUACUUCUUACGCAGGGUGUAAGGGCUAUUUACGACACGAACGAAUUAGACGCCAAACCGGAUGAUGGGAGUAAAGAGUCAAAAUUAGUGCUGAUUGGGAGAGCUGUGGAUCAGGAGGCCUUUAGACGGAGUUUGAUGGCUACGUUGGGUGACUUUCAUUAA